GACUUCAUAUUCAAUGCAACCAAUUUAUUCUCUGGUCAAGCAAAGACCCGUGUCGUUUUCCUUUUUAAACCGCAGAUAAUCGACUGUCAUCGACAUAAAGAAUAUGGUAUCGCUAAUGCAAAAGCUCUGUUUGAAACCCCAGGACCCUCUGAGAAGGCAACUUCUUGUGAGCUUCGGAUCUUCCGCUUUUCUUACCCUUGCUUUUGUAGUCGCUCUUGCUAGCAUUACUGUUCAUUCUGCCGGACAUGCCGUUAAGGAGCGAUCCAAUGAAGUUAUGCGCGAUCAAGUCGUUCGCAAUAUUGUUACUUCGACGAGAAAUUUAGCAGAUCAAUUUACCGCCUACUUGCUGACUUUGGAUGGAACGGUGCAGCUCAUGGCGGAAUUUGCGAGGGAUAGGAUUGUUGGCUACGGAGAAGAAGGCUGGGACGACGACAGAUCGCCACCUUUGCCGUUAGAUUGGCAAAUCAAUCCAAAUAUUGUCUCUGAGAAUGCCUGGGAACACUUGCAAGAAAGGACGCCUCUGAAUCCGGAGGGACGUUUGACUAGCCAAAGCUCUUCGUUCGCGAUGCAAGGGACCUGUGAUCCAAACAUAACCGAUUCCAAUCAUUUCAACUAUUAUCCGAACUGUACGGAUGAAAACAACAACAUAUUAACAGGAGGAAAAGUUCAACCCGUUUCUACAGCGAAAGCAAUAUACGACAAAGCAGGUGACUUGAAUGUCUUUUUGAAGCCAUUAUUUGAGUCACAGCGAGACGCGUAUUUCUUGGGCAUUUAUUUCCAUAACGCAGGUGCUGGUGCCACGCUAACUUAUCCAGGUGUGAGUCGCGGGGGAUACCUUGAAACGUACGAAUCUGGUGGCUGCGAUUGGAUGCGUAACACAAACCCAUAUACGAAAAGGCCUUUUGGAACCGAUGAAGAAAUCGGUCGAUGCCAUAUGCAAGGGACCGUUGUGUCCGAAAGAGAAUUUAAUCCAAUGGAAGAGAUUUGGUGCCAAGAAAUGGCGUUGCAUCCGGAGAAAGUUGUGAAGUACGGACCGUAUACCCGCGCAAACAGCGGUAACUUUCGAUUGAUGUCAGCAGGAACUGGGAUCUUCGACCGGAAAAAUGGAAAUUUUAUUGGGUGUGCCGCUAUGAAGGUACCAGUUGACUUUUUAGCAAUGAGCCUUAGCGAUUCUUUGCUUGUGGAAGACUCUAUAAUAGCAGUGGUUCGAUUUGAUAACGGACAUCUUGUCGCCGAUUCGAACUCAUCGUACGCCUUAUUCGAAAAUGAUGGGUCGCACCAUAUCUCCGAAACAGGUAUGAUUUCAACUGAGCAAUUCGAGACGUUCCGGAGCAUUAUCCUUUCUAUACCCCAAUACACAGAGACCGCCGUUAGAGACGCUAUGGCGAAAACAGUUUUACCUUGCGAAAAGGGUGGUCUGAUAAGUGCAUACCCCUUGCCAACACCCCCUAUAGAGUACGACCCUCAAUACAAGCCAGAUUUUCUCAUGAUACAGGUCAUCGGCGACGAAAUCUUUCUCUCCAUUUCAAAAAAUGCUGAAGCUAUUAACGCGGACGUGAGAGCAACUGUACUUGUAUCUGCGAUGCUUGGAUUCACUGCUGUCAUGAUUGUUCUUGCAAUUGUUUGGUGUGUUUCUAGAGUGUUGACUCGACCGCUUUCAUGGAUAGAAGGCAUCGCUUGGCAAAUCGUGAACCACAGCGAUUGCCGAGCUUCCAAUAAGCUCCUUGUCGGGAAAAGUUACGACUUGACUCCGAUUGUGCAAUGUGCUCCUACAUCUGAAAUCACUGAUUUGGUGAUUGAGUUUCGGAGAAUGAUCGAAGGGUUUAGUGGUGGAGGUGCUUCAAUAGUUGCAGAACCCGCGCUUGUAGAAAUCAGAAAUGAGCUAACGUGGCAAAGCGAUUUUCGGCAGCUCUAUUGUCGCGAUCAAUCUGAUCCAACAGGCUUUUCGUGCGUCGACUUGCAAUCAGUUGAGGUUCCUAUGGUAGCGGUGGCUAAGCCGAAAAGUGGAACAUUUUCCAGUUUCGUCGCCAAGCUCGAAAAGAGAAUUCUGUCCAGCUCUAUUGGAAGCGAAACACCACCAUCUUCCUGCGACCAGAGCAGCGAGCUUGAUGAAUCUCGUGACAAGAUAGCUGCCUCUAUUGUUCCUGCUCCAAAUCAAAAACACCGAGGCAAAAAUGUACUUUUCACAACUGAUGAGGAUCGAGGAUCUGUCAGCAAGAACGAUUAUCGCUGCGCACUGCAAAACAACAGUGUUCUGCGAUCAGCACUGUUCUGGUGGAUUCUGUUACUGCUUGUUGUUCCUUUGAUUACGGCAAAUGUCAUCAUUUGUGCCAUCGUUUCUGCCAAUGUCGAAAGGAUUCUACCGUCCUGGGUGAGUUUGGUGGCCGAAACAUCGAUCACGCUUGAGAUUGAGGCUCUUAUGGUAACAGUAGCUUCCAAGGCUGUGCUGGCAUUGACUGUGUUGUACGAACCAAUGCGAGACCUCCACUUAUUGACUCGUGUCUCCGGUUGGCUCUUGUUUGACGGCAUUCGGCGUUCGGUCAGCUUCACGGAAGCUGACAAAUCAUCAACAGAAGAAUGCAAGACCUAUUUUGCUGAUCAAUCCUGUCCCUUUUAUAGCCAAAGUCGAGCGCCGUGUCCAUGUGAUUGGGAAGAACCAUACGAAUUUAGUCGGCGGACUUGCACCGAAGGAAAUCACACUGGGUUGGAAAGACGUUUUCUGUCAGACGAGACGUUUCAACUCUCUAAAACAAGAAGCAUUCAGAAGCGAUUCGUGUCCUGCCAAGCACGAGACACUGAUGCAUUCACCGGCAACCGAAACUCAUCUCAAAGCUUCCCCACUUUUGACUAUAGUCCAGAGACCACUUUGUGGUGGAACACUUUUGAUGAAAUGCCUGGGUCUGAGCAAGGCGCAGACGUUUCUGGAUUUGCAACAACAUACGCACGCGCUCGGGUCAGUUCUGCAAUGGCUGUAGUGGAUUUCCCGAUCUACAACUAUGCAGUGAAAGUGGCACGUCCAAAAAUAAAUGUCGCAACAUAUCUUGGUUUUGAAGGGGAUGGUCUUUUAACCGGUUUCAGUGGGUGCCGCUACUCCCAAACGGCACUCUCUUCAUUUUCUUCUCGCAAGACCAAUCAGGCUUCAGAGCUUGCACCAGACUUGUGUCCCCUGGGUAAAUACGGAUACGAUCCUCGAUGCCGCCCAUGGUAUGCCUCGGGUAAGGCUCAGUAUUUAUCAUCAGGGAGUAUGCUUCACGUUACUGCACCCUAUUUUUUCUUAGGUGAUACAAAGGUUGGGACAACUGUCACGGCUCCGGUGGUAAAUCCAAACACCGACGAAUUUGCUGGCAUGGCUGGUCUUGACUUUUAUCCAGAAAUGCUUCGACGGUCACUGGCCACACUGAACGAUUUAACCUCCUUUAUAAUUACACCCACGGAGGACGUUUUUGGCGGGGAUACGGUUGUUGCCCCAAAUAAUACCCAACCUUGGAUGUCGGCGUCUAUUGUUGACUUACUAUUUCAAUUCGACGAGGAAGGAAGCCAAAAUCGGGAAUACUUUCGGAAUGAAAUCUUGCCUAGAAUGAGGAACGGGGAGAAAGGAUGUGUGAGAUUCAAGCGAAACUUAGAUGAUGGAGGAGAACAGGUUUUGAUUCUCGCAUUCUAUCCGGUAUUCGUGCGGGAGCUAUCAAUCGUAGAUCCUUCGGAUUUUGGACGCGGUGCGAUCACAAGCGGCAAGCUUGUGUACAGCGUCGGUAUUUUUGCAUGUGAAGGCAAUAUGCGGAUGCCGUUUGAAGCCAUCGAGGAAGAUGUAGACCAAGAUCUUCGAUCCAAAGCUACUCUAUAUUUCGCCUUGGUGGCCGCCGCUACUUUUGUUUUUACAGUUUUUGCCUUUUUUAUGGUUCUGUCUUCUGUAAAGACUACGGUGAUGGUCACGGAACCAGUUAUUCUGUUGCUACAGGUAAUCCAGGAUAUCAACAACCGAGAGGUACAGGAAGACGUACCUCCUUUGCGAGGUGGCUCAAAGGAGACGCGACAGGUUUACAACUCAUUCGCUAAAUUAUACAAGAUUGUUCAGAUUUCAAACACCGCGUUCUUCUCAGGUAAUCUUAGCUGGGCAUGCCAUUUUCUGAAUGAUGCGAUUCGACUUUUUCGGAAAGUUGAUGACAAAAAGGCGAUUGGUGUGGCAUGCAACAAUCUUGCGAAUGUUUGUUAUGCACAGAUACACGCACACCACAACUGCGAUGCUGGCUUGAACACGUCGGAAGAUUUUGGUGUGGUGCGCGCUGGUUUAGAACACUACGAUGAAGCUAUUGCCAUUUCGGAAAUAGAGUUCGAGCAGGCCACGUGCCUCGUGACCAAGGCAGGAUUUGCUUAUGAACUGGCCGAUCGACUCUUCAAUCGAGGCAUGUUCUUGCUAGCCUUACAAGGUGACCCCGACUGUCCCGACGACGGCCGAGUACGAGCUCUUGCCGACGUCUCUCGGGCCCGUGACCUUGACAUUGACACGAGGGAGUUUUUGCUGGCCCACAAGCUUUUGUUAGAGCAUUCCGAAGCCGUGUUUGGUCGGAUCAUUCGGCGAAUCCACGGCCUCAUUUCUUUCCACCGCGACGAGGAGCUCGGUGAACUAUGGGCGCUGCAGGAACUGAUUGAGGAUGCGGAUCAGUUACUGCUUGCGGCGUGGAACGAGCCCGUGGCGCCGUUGUUCCAGCGCUGUAGUCGCACCGGGCGUCUACAGCAGUUAGAAGCCGCCGCGAUCCGGCUGGAACUCUCUCGGGACAACGACUGGGAAGCGGCCCGACUGGCGAUGCGUAUGUUUGCCGAAGACGAGUACCUGAUGGAAGGAAGUUUCCAGGUUGCCGCCAACGCGUUGUUGCGCUACAGUCGGGCUACGGAUGGAGCAAUGCCGUUCACGCGAACAACGUUUCAGUCGACGCGAUCGGAUUUUCGGAAGAUGCUCAAAACUUGCAAAAACGGAUCGGUGGACAUUGGCAAGUGCCUGAUCUUCGCUUUGGAAAUAAACAAGCGAUGGGAAGGCGAUCCCAUCAUGGACCGGAUCAACGCGAACUGUCUUCGAUUGUACGACGAGUGCUGCAAUCCCGAAGAUUCGAUGGGUUUGGUAGCGUCCACUACCAGGGGAUCGUACUCCUUGAAUUUGUCAACAAAGUCGGAAAACGAAGGCUUGCAGCGGUCCACGUUGGACAUUGCGACGAGUGGAACGAGCGGAAUGGGGUCUCCAUCGCUGCCCUUUGCGGUGCAAAUGGUGGUGGAUGCGUCGGCGUCGCAGGAGAACGAUUCUUACGUGUUGCUGGUGGCCGAUGGUUGUUUGGACGCGGAAAACGAGGCCGUAUUGCGAGAGUGCCAAACAAUGUGUACCGGUUUGUCCAAGGCUAGUUUUUACAUGAACGUGACCCUGGCGAACGUGGACGCGGGGUUUUGUCGUAUUGCCCACGUUGUUUCCCAUCCACCCGUGACGAACAGCAGUCUCCAAGGCUUGACGACGGAGAAAUUUUGAAAAGGUGGUCACGAGAAGGGGUUCGACCGCCGUUGUACUAAUUUUGUAUUCCCUAAUUUUGGGGCAGUAAUUGCACCCUCUAGCUACUAGAGCUAUAGGUGGCGUAGUUUUACAUCACGGGUAAAAAAAAGGAGUGUUCCUCGUUCUCGCGGUCCGGGGUAUCGGAAUGCCCAGCUAGAGUCUUUUGUAUGAUCCAACCUCCAUA
Molecule: messenger RNA, 5714 nt
Organism: Phaeodactylum tricornutum CCAP 1055/1
Lineage: Eukaryota; Bacillariophyta; Bacillariophyceae; Surirellales; Neidiaceae
Exons: 5
Coding region: 104-5509 (1801 amino acids)
Source: RefSeq, a predicted model, not a curated record